Lactuca virosa is the source of this 850-nucleotide messenger RNA. The record is from the annotation of a GenBank genome assembly. NCBI's taxonomy places the organism in Eukaryota, Viridiplantae, Streptophyta, Magnoliopsida, Asterales, Asteraceae.
AUGUGUAUGGUGGAGGCGUUCCAGAAUAAACUGGACGAAUCUACCCCUAUCUUACCCGGUCCUAAAGUUGAAUGGCUGAAAGAAGUCCCACUCAAAGUACGGUGUUUUGUCUGGAGGCCCAAAUGGGGUAGAAUCCCAUCAGCGCAGGCUUUGGAAGUUAGAGGGGUUCAAACAUCAUCACCAAAUUAUGGAUAUUGUCUGAAUUGUGUCGAAACAGCAGACCAUAUUUUCACUCAGUGUGAGUUAGCAGUUAUAGAGCGCAACUGGAUCAUGAAUUGGUGUGGUACUAAUCCGGGAUGUAUUGAUAGCACGGAGAAACGCUUACAUUUUGCAGCCAACUGGAUGGUAACUUGCAUGGUGGUGGCUGCACCCUAUGCAGAGGCUGCUAUUACCUGUGGUCAGGUGGUAAGUAGCUUAUCUCCAUGCGUUCCCUACCUAAAAAAUGGUGGUGCUGUGCCACCGGAAUGUUGCAGUGGGGUUAAAUCACUCAAUAGCGCUGCAAAAACAACUCCUGAUCGUCAGACUGCUUGUGGCUGUUUAAAGAGUGCUUCUGGUGGCGUCAAUCCAGGCAACGCUGCUAGCCUCCCCGGCAAGUGUGGUGUCAGCAUCCCUUACAAGAUCAGUCCUAGCACUGAUUGUUCCAAGGUGCAGUGAGUCCGUGAUGUUUAUGGAUGUUUGGAAGAUUAGAAGCAUAUAUAUCUAAAUUACAAUAAUUAUGGAGAACACUAUUAAUUGUGUUUGAGAAAGACAUGUAUGACUGUAUAAGUCUCUAUGAUUUGUAGUGCAUUUUCAAGUAAAAUAGUGUUCCUGUUAUCUUUGUAAUGUCAUCAACUUUUUUAUAUACUUCCCU